GUCUGACGACACCGGAAGUAAUUACAGGCACGGUAUCCAAGAUGGCGGCUCCCUUGUGUCAGUGUUAUCAGAUAUGUGUCAGAAGAGGCUUGGUUGCCUUCCCUUCCUCUCACCUGCUGCUACCGAACAGAACCCAUGUUUACAGGACAUGUGGACUCUCGAGGUUUCCACAGCCUCCUCUUCUUCAGGUGAGGUAUAUGUCGGGGGACAAGAGUGGAGGGAGAAAAGGUUUCCUUGGGGAAUUUUUGGAUAACCUAAAGCAGGAGCUGAACAAAAACAAAGAAAUGAAAGAAAAUAUCAAGAAGUUUCGAGAAGAGGCCAAAAAACUUGAAGAGUCAGAUGCACUGAAACAAGCUCGGAGGAAAUAUAAAACAAUAGAGUCAGAAACGGUGAAGACCUCCGAGGUCCUGAAGAAGAAACUGGGAACCAUUUCAGAGACGGUUAAAGAGGGGCUGGAAGAGGUCAGUCGUACAGAAAUUGGUAAGAAAAUCAAAGAGGGGAUGGAGGAAGCAGCCAAAACUGCAAAGACAUCGGCAGAAUCGGUCUCUAAGAGCGGAGAGAUGCUGGGGAAGACUGGUGCGUUCAGAGCAAUAUCUCAGAGUGUGGAGAGUGUGAAGAAGGAGAUUGGUGACCUUGGCCAAACUGGACCGUACAAACCUCCAGCCCGACUCCGCAAGAGGACAGAGUUCUCAUCCAAGGGGGCGGGGGAGGACGGAAAGGUCUUUGAAGCCAAUGAGGAAGCUAUGGGUGUGGUGCUGCACAAAGACUCAAAGUGGUACCAACAAUGGAAAGACUUCAAGGACAACAAUGUGGUCUUUAAUAGGUUCUUUGAGAUGAAGAUGAAGUACGAUGAGAGCGACAACGUCGUCAUUAGAGCUUCUCGUGCUGUCACAGACAAGAUGACUGACAUCAUAGGAGGACUGUUUUCAAAGACAGAAAUGUCUGAGGUUUUAACAGAGAUCUUGAAGGUGGACCCUUCCUUUGAUAAAGAUUCUUUCCUGAAACAAUGUGAACAAGAUAUCAUCCCAAAUAUUCUGGAGGCGAUGAUCAGAGGGGAGCUGGAGGUACUGAAGGACUGGUGUUAUGAAGCGACUUACAGCCAACUCGCACAUCCAAUUCAGCAAGCCAAAGCCAUGGGACUUCAGUUCCACUCUAAGAUUCUGGACAUAGAUAAUAUAGACUUGGCCAUGGGGAAGAUGAUGGAACAGGGUCCAGUGCUGAUUAUCACCUUCCAGGCUCAGUUGGUCAUGGUAAUCCGAAACACCAAGGGAGAGGUGGUGGAGGGAGACCCUGAUAAGGUGCUGAGGAUGAUGUACGUGUGGGCUCUGUGUCGAGACCAGGAAGAAUUAAACCCAUAUGCUGCCUGGAGACUACUGGACAUCUCUGCCUCAAGCACUGAGCAGAUCCUCUAGGACUCUUUGUUAUGCAUUAAAAAAAAAAAAAAA
This is a messenger RNA of Cyprinodon variegatus (sheepshead minnow), 1445 nucleotides long. RefSeq names its product translocase of inner mitochondrial membrane 44 homolog (yeast) (gene timm44). Gene Ontology annotation, biological process: protein import into mitochondrial matrix. Gene Ontology annotation, molecular function: protein-folding chaperone binding. Lineage: Eukaryota; Metazoa; Chordata; Actinopteri; Cyprinodontiformes; Cyprinodontidae. The transcript is spliced from 13 exons. The record is from RefSeq and is a predicted model, not a curated record. Bases 42 to 1412 code for a protein of 456 amino acids. Gene Ontology annotation, cellular component: mitochondrial inner membrane.